Messenger RNA from Ziziphus jujuba (common jujube), 1499 nucleotides. Its product is annotated as probable caffeoyl-CoA O-methyltransferase At4g26220. Lineage: Eukaryota; Viridiplantae; Streptophyta; Magnoliopsida; Rosales; Rhamnaceae. The coding region runs from base 484 to 1206 and encodes 240 amino acids. The transcript has 7 exons. The record is from RefSeq and is a predicted model, not a curated record. Gene Ontology annotation, molecular function: O-methyltransferase activity; S-adenosylmethionine-dependent methyltransferase activity.
CUCUUCGAUCCUGAACAAGACUAUAUAUCUUUUGUGUCCAAUUCUGUCUGAUGUAAUCCGAUACUAAUAUGUCUAAUCCAAUCUAAACGUAUCCUGCUUACCAAACCAAGCGCACCCAUAAAGGUCUUACAUAGAAAUUCCAUAGUGUAAAAAUCCAAUAGACGCAUUGUUAUUGGAACAUAAUUUGGAAACAGAAAGUAGGUUUUCAUUCAUUGGGGGAACACACAAAACAUUUGACGGUAAAAAAGGGUUAAUAGUAAAAGAGGGCAGAGUCGUCGCAAAUGUCAUAAGUGUAGAAUUCUUGGUCUUGGUUUUGGAUCCGUUGAUCAAACAGAACCUAAAAAAAUUUUUCUUGAUCGUCGAUGAAAUCCUAGUCUCACACUUCUUCAUCAUUAUUGAAGGUUGUGGGUUUAACACCAGCGGAAAAUUGCAAGUUUGCAACUAUACCACCACAAUCCAAUUCACACCCUUGAUUCUCGAGUAAUGGACGACAAGCUGAAGAAAGUGUUCAAUUUUCCUUCCAAAGGACUACUACAAAGCAAAGAAUUAUAUGAGUAUAUGUUGGAGACUAGUGUAUAUCCGCGUGAACCAGAGCCUCUCAAGGAAUUAAGGGAGCUCACCGCCAAUCAUCCCAACGCCCAAAUGGCUACUGCACCAGAUGCAGGUCAGUUAAUGAGCAUGCUCUUGAAUCUAGUUAAUGCAAAGAAGACAAUUGAAGUUGGAGUAUUCACAGGAUACUCUCUUCUCCUCACUGCACUUUCAAUUCCCGAAGAUGGCAAGAUUGUUGCCAUAGACAUAAACCGUGAGACAUAUGAGAUUGGGUUGCCAAUUAUUAAAAAAGCAGGUGUUGAGCACAAAAUCGACUUUAUUGAAUCUCUGGCCCUACCAAUUCUUGAUCAACUACUCGAAGAUCCUCAUCAUGGAGCUGGGAGCUUCGAUUUUGCUUUCGUUGAUGCAGACAAAGUUAAUUAUUGGAAUUACCAUGAGAGGCUCAUCAAACUGUUGAAGGUGGGAGGUAUAGUUGUCUAUGAUAACACACUGUGGGGAGGAACAGUGGCAAUGCCUGAUGAGUUGGCUCCAGAGGAAAUGAAACAGAGCAGACAGCUAACUAUCGAGCUCAACAAGUUACUGGCAGCUGAUUCUCGUGUCCAGAUCUCACAUGCGCCAUUAGGAGAUGGAAUCACGAUUUGCAGGCGUAUCUACUGAGCUUGUACUUCAAAAGCUCAUAGCUAGCUUGCUCACCAAGGUACUGCUUGAACAAUUAAUUUCCUAUUGAUUCAGAAUCCAUGGGCAAUAAAAGGAAAUUUGGUUAAUUGUCAAAUAAUGCACUGUCCAUCCACACAUAAAUAGCACCUGCAGCAGAUAUGUAAUCAGCAUCACGUAAGUUUUUGAUUAGAUGACGUCCAUGAGGCUGCAAAUCUGAUUAUUUUGAACAAGAAUUGCAUUUGCAUAUGAUGGAUUUAUGCAUUAUCUGAUUGCUUGAAAGAUAACAUUAAGGA